Messenger RNA from Vicia faba (fava bean), 738 nucleotides. Lineage: Eukaryota; Viridiplantae; Streptophyta; Magnoliopsida; Fabales; Fabaceae. The record is from the annotation of a GenBank genome assembly.
AUGCCAAAGUCUUUCAAGGAUUCCCUCAAAGCUCUUGAAGCUGACAUUCAUUUUGCCAAUACACUAGCUUCUGAUUAUCCAAGUGAUCCAGAUGGUGCUUGCCUUCAAAUGAGAUUGUCCUAUAGCCCAGCUGCCCAUUUCUUCCUCUUUUUUGUUCAGUGGACUGACUGUUACCUCGCCGGAGCCUUAGGGUUGCUUAAAAUUCUUAUCUACAAGGCAUAUAAAGAUGGGAAGACAACCAUGUCUAUUUAUGAAAGAAAUGCCAGUUUGAAGGAGUUCUAUGGUGUGGUGUUUCCGUCUUUAUUGCAACUUCAUCGAGGAAUCACUGAUGUUGAUGAUAGGAAACAAAAGCAUUUGUGCGCUACUAAGUACAAGCGUAAAGAAUUAAUAAACAACGGAAAGAGCACUGAAAUUGAUACAGAAGAAGAUGAAGAAGAGUGUGAUAUUUGCAUGGAGAUGAACACUAUGGUUGUAUUGCCCAGUUGCAAUCAUUCAAUGUGUAUGAAAUGCUAUCGAGACUGGCAUGGAAGAUCGGAAUCUUGCCCGUUCUGUCGGGACAGUCUUAAACGCGUAAACUCCGGUGAUCUUUGGAUAUACAUAAGCACCAAUGAGAUAGAUGAUCUAGCUACAAUCAACAAGGAGAAUUUGAAAAGACUAUUUAUGUAUAUAGAAAAGUUGCCUCUUGUUGCUAGACCCUAUAUUCAUCUCAUUUCAUCACAGAUUAUGGUUGCCUCAUAG